UAUCGGUGCUCUUGUUUCUCUUGGUUACCACGAUUGUUUAUUUAUUUAUUUACAAAUGGCAGACUUGCGGACCAUGUGGUAUUGAACACUUUACGAAGAGAGUAGUAUGUACACAUACCAUGUCUUAGUUUUGUAUUAUGUAAAAGUUAAAUGAAGCCUGUAAUUUGAAAAAUGGCAGAUAUAAUAGUUACAAAGUACUGUAGUGCGCUUCAAAGUGAGGAUAGGAAGAAGAAGAAGGAAGCUAUUAAAGAAUUGUCUAAAUUUCUACAUGAGCACGAUUCAGAGAUUGAAGUGACUGAAAAGGUUAAAAUAUAUAAAAAUAUUUUGCGCUGUUUUAAUGAUAAAGCUGAGGCUUGUAGAGAGUUAGCUGUCAAGGAAUUGACCAGCAUUAUAUCCUCACUUGAACAAGAGGAUGAUUACUUCACAUAUCUCAUGCCAGCCCUGUUACAGCGGCUUGGCGGACAAGAACUAGUUGAACCUUCAGAAGAAGUGCGUUUGUUACAAGUUUAUUUGCUACACUGUGUAAUUAACAAAUAUCGCCCAACACUGCUGCCAUCUUACUUAAGUGAUAUUAUACAGAUAUUAGUAAGAACGUUAGUGGAUCCAUAUCCAAAAAUUAAGUCAGAGAGCUGUGAAUGUGCAGCACAUCUUUCUGAGACAGUUCCAAAGCAUUUCUAUGUUCAUUCGCAGUCACUGAUAUUACCUAUGCUACAGAGUGUCACUCACCAGCAUUACAAAGUGAGGAUUGUUGCUAUCACUGCAAUUGGAAAGGUUAUUCAGUAUGGCAAUAGUAAGUCUGUGGAUACUGUUAUUGGGCACCUUGCAGAGCGUUUGUUUGAUCAAAUCCCAAUGGUACGUCAGGCUGUAGUACGUGUGACUGGAAUGUGGCUGGCAGAGUUGCCAGAUCGCUAUUCUUACUUUCAUAGACUUCUGCCUUUGAUUCUUACAAGUUUGACUGAUGAAGUUCCAGAGGUGCGGACAGAAGCUGUAAUGCUUUGGGAGGAAGCAGGGAAACUGUAUAUGCAGGAGAAUGAACAUGACUUGAAAGAUGAGAUGGAUUUCCUGACGGAUGAACCAGUUCAUUACCCUCCUCAUGAAACAAGACAAAAUCUUGGUUGCCGUACAUUGGUGAGUCGACAUUUGUGCAAGAUUGUGCCAGCCUUGGUCCGUGAGCUAGAGGACUGGCUUGUAGACAUUCGACUUAAAGCCUCACAGUUGUUGUACUCAUUGGUUCUGAAUGCUGAAACUCACAUAACUCAUCAUCUGGAGAAGAUUCUGGAUGGAAUGUAUCGAGCAAGCGGCGAUGAAGAUAAGAGAGUUGUUAUUAAUGUUGAGAAUGCUGCAGAGUUGAUUGGGUAUUUUGUUCCUGCUGACACAUACUGCAAGCUUGUGUUGCCUACAAUGGAGGACUCUGCUAAUGCAAGACAGCUCCAUGUGUUUGCAGCCAUUCUGAAAGGAAGUGACAGGGCCACAUUGAAGGAGAAGUUGAUAGAUAUAGGCAACUUCCUGAAACGUGCUGAGAUCUGCUGGAGCAAAGAGGCAGUGUACCAGAUAAACCUGCUCAACUGUUGCUGUAAUCUGAUGCUGGUCUGUGAAGAUGACUGUGUAGUGAUCGGUUACCAGCUGUUUGUGAUUAUGGUCUCAGUACUGGGACUGUCUACUCAGGAGUUUGUCAGUAACAAAGCACUAGAGUGUUUACAGAUGUUGCAGUCAAUUGAGACUUGUUUGUCUCUUGAAGUGCUGUUCAAGAAAUAUAUUGAGCCCAUGCUGCAUGAGUUGCAGGCCUCUGUUGACUCUUGGUCACUCUGCAGUCCUGAGAGGUUUAUAUUUGAGGCCAUACUGACAUAUUCAGGUUCCGCAAUUGGUCCGCACCUACAGACAAUCAGUGAAAUUCUGGUGAUAUGCUUGAAGCCUGAAAAGGAUCCGGAAGUGAAGCUCAAGAUGUUCACCAUCCUGUCAAAUAAUAUUGUUAACAAUGAUGAGAUCCUGAAGGACGCCAUUGACUCUGGACCUUUCCUCAUCAAAUUAGUGAAUGAUGUAAUCAUGCCAAACUUGGUGUGGCGAGCUGGUCGGACAGCAGAAGCCAUAAGAACUUCUGGUAUCUCAUGUCUCUAUGCAGCCUUCCAGUCUUCUCCAGAUUCCACAUCACCAUUCUGUGUCCCUGGAAUUCUAGCAGCUGUGAUGAAGCAACUAGUACCUCUGCUGCUGACACUUGUAGAGGAUUCCUCCAAGAAAACACGCCUCAUUACCUGCCGAACUCUGUGUAGGCUGAUCAGAUUGUUGCGAAUCACUGGUCUUCAUACUGCAGAGUUUGUGCACCAAGUUUAUCCUGUGGUCCUCAAACGUUUGGAUGAUGUAAGUGAUGAUGUUCGUCAGGCUUCCGUCACAACUCUUGUGAAGUUGUUCAAGCCAUUACCAGCUGACUACUGCGUGGAAGUGUCAUUCACACAUAUGGAUGCACUGUUGAGUGGCAUGCUGAUACACUUGGAUGACCCUGAGCCUGGCUUCCAGCACAUUAUGCUUAAUGCCUUGAAGCAAAUAGGUGAAGUGAAUCCCAAAAUUCUGCAGGAGAAAAUUAACACCUGUACACAUAAAUUCCGUAAUGUGGAAGGUCGCAUGGAAUUAGUAAGGUACACUGAGAGGCUCCUGGGUGACACAUCCAGCCCAGUGAAUGCAUCAAGUGAUACAGUGACAGUUAAGUAAAGGAAAGUGUAAUUGUUGAAACCACUCAUGUCAGGUUUCUUUGUUACCGAAACAUUGUAUCUUGUUGCUGUGCUUCUGUGACUCUUCUGCAACAACUUUUAAGGAAUGGAUUUUGAAAAUGUUGCUGUAAGGUAAACUUAGUAGACUUGUUUUUCAUUAUUUAUUAUUGCAGUUCAUAUAGUGGUUAUGAAUAUUAUGAAGUAUAAGGUUCUCUUCUUAUGAAUAUUAUGCAAAGUGACAAAAGAUUUUUACAGGGAGGAGAAAAUAAUUUUAAAAUUAGGAAACAUAUACCUUAUGUAGAAAUAUGACUAACUUCAUUGAAGGAAUUCAGUGUCUCAGUUUAUAAUACUUUGAUAAUAGAAAGGAGAGGAUACAAUGUAUUAGGUAAAUAUAUGGAGCUGUUUCAGUUGUUUUUAACCUACUUUCCAUAUUUUGAAAAAAUACAAGAGAUCAUUGUGCUCUAUGUGUGUCUGUGUAUCCCCUGCUAUUAACUUUUGAAAGUCUAAAUCAAUCCAUAUGAAACGUGGUAUGUAUAUCAUGGCACCUGAGCCCAUCUUAGUGGCACACUUCAUAAAUUCCUCCCAUCAGUCUGUGUGUGUGUGUCCCUAUCAUUGCUAGGCAAGGGCUUGGUAAAAAUUAGCAUCCAUUGCUUAUCUUCCGUCAAAGUUGCAAUGCUUAACGGAAGAUAAACAAUGGACUCUAAUUUGAACAAUUGCAACAGGAUGCUAAAAUACAGAAACUUGGUAAAAA
Messenger RNA from Cryptotermes secundus, 3453 nucleotides. RefSeq names its product dynein assembly factor 5, axonemal (gene Dnaaf5). NCBI's taxonomy places the organism in Eukaryota, Metazoa, Arthropoda, Insecta, Blattodea, Kalotermitidae. The transcript is spliced from 11 exons. Bases 172 to 2703 code for a protein of 843 amino acids. Gene Ontology annotation, molecular function: dynein intermediate chain binding. Gene Ontology annotation, cellular component: cytoplasm. The record is from RefSeq and is a predicted model, not a curated record. Gene Ontology annotation, biological process: inner dynein arm assembly; cilium movement; outer dynein arm assembly.